Molecule: messenger RNA, 1647 nt
Organism: Drosophila eugracilis
Lineage: Eukaryota; Metazoa; Arthropoda; Insecta; Diptera; Drosophilidae
Exons: 1
Coding region: 133-1647 (504 amino acids)
Source: RefSeq, a predicted model, not a curated record
UAUCGGUUAUACGAUAAAUCUGGCAGCAUUGGCCCGGUGCUUUUGUUAGGAUUUUUCAAUUAGAUUUUUAAUAUUAGUUUCAUUUAUAAAAGGAAACGGAUACGGAGGUGGAGAUUCUGGUGAAGAUUGGCAAUGAGCAGCGGCACCGCCGGCUGCAAGCGCGUGCACAGCAUCGAGGUUGAGCAGCCGCUGGAGUCGGAGCGGGUGGAGCACGGCCUACUUCUGGUCAAGGGAAGAUUGGUGCCCAAGUGUUCCACGGCGCGGCAACUGAAGGCCACCCUCGAUCUGCCCGAGCAUUUGUCCCGUGAACAAUUGACCCAGCUAUCGUCCACUGGCGAGUUCAAGCUACUAUUCGACUUGGAACACGGUGAUCCAGAGGAGAGAGCCUGCCUCUUAGAAUUGCGUUCCUGCAGCGCCGCCCGUUCGAUUUGUUUCAAGCACAAGCCCCGCAAAAGCUCCUACCGGGUGCAACCGCUCUAUCUACUUUGCCGGGACGAGGAGAAGCCUCUGGAGCAGGAACGUGAAGUGCAAUCCCAAAUUGAUCUCAAUUUGCGUUUGGUACAAUCCAUCUAUGCCCACAAAUUGCAGUCAGCUGGCUUUCCCAAUCGCACAUUUACCCUGAAUGGACAGUGUUGCUCCUUCCGAAGCCAAUUGACCAAGAAACAGGCGCUAGAAAAGAGCGAGGACGAGCUGUGGCAGCACUUUGCCGGCGAAAUCAUCGCCUGUCCGCAGUGGGGCCAACAACUCCUUCUCAAGUUCGUGGCUUUUGUAGGCUGCACACGCUACGACGGUGAAGGAGUGUUAGCCAGUGGUGACUUCUCGUAUGCCAACAUCCGGCGACAUCUGAAAGGCCACGCUGCUCUCGGGGGCGGCGGACUGGCGCUCUUUGGCAGUGCCCACUUUUACGCUUGGCCCAAGAGUUUUGCUGAGAUCGGCGACUGUGUGCGGAGCACCGAAAGGGUGGACAUUGCCCGUCUACCAGACGAAAGCAACUAUAGGCGAACUUACGGCGGCGUAUAUGCCAGCACCUUGGGUGCCGUGUGCCACGAACUGGGCCACUGCUUCGAUCUGGGCCACACCACUGAGGGGGUGAUGGGUCAGGGCUUCGACUAUCUGAAUCGUGUGUUGACUGUGGACCAGCCCACAGAGCAUUUGCCCCAGAGGAUUGUGGAAUCGAGGAGAUCAGCGGGAUCUGUUGCUCCUUCAUCGGAUGGGGGAUCCUCAUCUGGCAACCGUCCUCGCUUCACCAAACUAAAACUGCAGCCCAGUAGUCAGCUACUGGACAACUAUCACAACCAAAGACUUAACGAUAGCUUCUAUUUUGCUCGCAAUUGUGCCGUGAUCCUGGCACAUCAUCGCUGGCUCAAUUUGGAGCUGGAGGAGACAGCCGCCGCUAGCUUUGAACCUGCUGAAAUCAAAUUGAGCUUCGCCACCAGAGAGAUCGUGUCCAGCAGAUCCAUUCGGCUGGUCGAGCUGCGGUGUAACCAGAACAGCCUAGUUGCCCACUACGAAGAAUUUGAAGGGACAUCCACGCUUCGCUUUCAGCUGCCCGCUUCCCUGUGGCAUCUCCUCGCGGAGCAGUGCACCCAUUACGUUUUUGUGCUGACCACCAGUGGUGACACUAAGCGGCUUUCCUGCGACUCCUAA